GAAUAGAAUAAUAUAUAAACUGGAAAAGUCCGUUUGAUUUACGCUACUUGCUAUACUUAAGGUAGCUGAAACUCCGGGUCUAUUGCCGUUGACAGUGAACUAUAAACCGCAGGUAAGGUCACCUUCCGCAUUUAUACACAUGCUCCCGGACAACCACCAGAGCCACCUAGAAUUAAAUCGAUUUAUUUCCCCAAGGAUAAAUGACACGUCGAUCAAUUUCCAGUCAAUGAAUAACAAUAUCAAGAGUGACGCUAACAUGAUUCGUAUCCAUUCAACAGUGAUUGAACCUGAGUUAUAUCUCUUCUUUACACAAAGUCUAUCUUUCAAUAAACACAACAUCAACGCUCGAAAAAAAAAAAAAAAAUGUCAAGCCCAUACUCUAACGAAGGUGCUUCGAACCACCCCACUACAGGAUCGCGCGGCGGUGCCAGCGCGAUCCCUACUCCCGCCAACAAUACCGGUGGCGGAUCUGGCUGGGGCGACAAAGGUAUGAAGAAAGGCGGCGGAGGCGGCGCAGGUGGAGUGAACCUUGGCGGCGAGGGUAUCGGUCAUCAUCAGACACCCAACCCAGCAGCGUCCUUCGGAAACUUCCUCGGACUCCAGGACCAGAAAGAGGCUGCUCACAAUAACUUCGAGCAAAAAUUUGAACACGCUGCUGGAAUUGAGCCUCCGAGGACGUUGGAUGGUGAACCGACCUGCGAGAGUGAGGACCAUAGCUUCGCCAACCAUAAGCCCGGAUGUCCGGAGACCAUGCCGGGGUGGAAUAAGGUGAAGGACGCUUAUAACAGUGCUACCAAGAGCUUGUAGAUGUGAAGGGGAGAGCGCAAAGGCCAUGAUGAUACUUAUGAUGACAUUUGUCGAGGCUUGAUUUUCUUUAAUUGGAAUUUUGACGUGAGGCGUAGUCUGGCGAUAUAUUUUGAUUUUAUGUACAAAUAAUGAUGUAUGAUGGCUUGAUAAAUUGCAUG
Molecule: messenger RNA, 965 nt
Organism: Paecilomyces variotii
Lineage: Eukaryota; Fungi; Ascomycota; Eurotiomycetes; Eurotiales; Thermoascaceae
Exons: 3
Coding region: 364-807 (147 amino acids)
Source: RefSeq, a predicted model, not a curated record